AUGCUCUCACGUGUUGCUGCAGUGAUGGCACUCCGCACACACAACCAUCGCCGCGUGACCGGAUCCGGCGGAAGGAGGAGGGAAGGAAGAGAGAGUGAGCCGCAGAGGCCCAACAUGUCCCGGAGUGUGUUUGCUUCCGCGGUGCUGCUCCUCCUUGUCGUGAUGAUGUGCUGCGGCACUGGUGGAGGUGCACAAGCUGCGGAGCCGUCGUCUGGUCCAAAGUUUAAAUGGAAGUACAUCACCGAGGGUGGUGUUACUGUGGAGUCGUUGGAUGCUCCCGGCCUUUUGAAAGUGGGGAGUGAUGUGUUUGCCGUUGCCGAGGCGCAGUGCAAGAACAAUGAUAAGAGCGUCUUUACUGGCAUUGCAUCCCAACUACUCACGAUGGAUAAGGAUAAAGAAAAGGAGGAAGUGAUGAAGGAUGCCAGAGUGACACAGUUUCUGGAGGAAGACACUUCCGAAGGCCCAAAGAAGAAAGUAGAUGUGAGCCGACCAACAACAAUUGUGAAGGGAAGUGAUAUUUACAUGCUUGUUGGAAAAAACAGCCGGAAAGAUGCCGUUCCUGAUGAUCAGGCAGGUGAAUGGGGACUUUUGCUGGUGAAAGGGAACGUCAGUGAAGAAAGUGGCGGUGGCAAAAGAAUCAAAUGGAGCGAUGCCAACGCUGUUCCGCGGACAACUGUUCGCGAACUAGAUUUGUGGACAGAGUUAAUUGGCGGCGGUGGAUCGGGCAUUAAGAUGCAUGAUGAUACGCUUGUGUUCCCCGUGGAAGGCACGAAAAAGGAGGGUGAAAAGGCCGUAUCGCUGCUCAUAUACACCUCCGAUAACGCUGCGAGUUGGAAGCUGUCGAAGGAGGUUCCUGACGGUGGCUGCAGUGAUCCCUCCGUUGUGGAGUGGGAGAAGGACAAAAAACUCAUGAUGAUGACUGCGUGUGAUGAUGGCCGCCGCAGGGUGUACGAGUCCGGUGACAAGGGGGAUUCGUGGACGGAGGCACUCGGGACACUCUCGCGCGUGUGGGGCAACAAAAAGGGUGCAGGAGCGAAGGGCGUUAGAAGCGGGUUCAUCACAGUGGCUCUUGACGGUGUUGAUAAUAAGAGAAAUGUGAUGCUCGUUACUCUGCCGGUGUAUUCCGAGAAGACUGAUAAAAAAGAAAACGGAAAGGGAAAACUCCAUCUUUGGCUGACGGACAAUACGCACAUUGUUGAUAUUGGGCCGGUAUCCGAUGAUGACGCUGCCGCCAGCUCCCUGUUGUACAGAAGUGCUGGAAGUGGAACUAAUAAGGAGGAGAAGGAGUUGAUUGCACUCUACGAGAAGAAGAAGGGCGCUGAAGACAAACCAUCACACAGUAUGGUCUCUGUGCGUCUGACUGCGGAGCUGCAGCGUGUGAAGGAUGUGCUGGCGACGUGGAAGGAAGCGGACGAAACUGUCUCCAAGCUGUGCCCCUCAAGUGCUGAGAAGGAUGGCUCACCUGAAGAUGCCUGCAGCCCUACAGUUAAGAUCACGGAUGGGCUGGUUGGCUUUUUGUCCGGCAACUUCUCUAAUGACACAUGGAGGGACGAGUACCUCGGGGUGAACGCCACAGUAAAGAAGAAAGAUGGGGAAACAGAUGAUGCAGGGGCAACAAAGACUUCCGAUGGUGUGCAUUUCCAUGGAGCGUGGGCGGAGUGGCCUGUUGGCAGUCAGGGGGAGAAUCAGCUGCAUCACUUUGCGAACUACAACUUCACUCUUGUGGCAACGGUGUCCAUCGACAAGGUGCCGGAGGGAGACACUCCCAUUCCUUUGAUGGGUGUGAAGAUGAAUGGUGCAGGGAAGACUGUACUUCUGGGACUGUCGUACAAUAAAGAAAGGAAGUGGCAGGUGCUGUGCGGUAACGGAACUUCUACUGAGCUCAGCAGCGGCUGGGAGAAAGAGACACAGUACCAAGUGGUGCUUAUGCUACAGAACGGCACCCAGGGCUCCGUGUAUGUCAAUGGUGAGCGUGUGUGUAUGGGUGAGCAACGUGAAAUGAGGGACGCAGAAUUGAAAGAGAUUUCCCACUUCUACAUUGGGGGAGAUGGAGGGGAUGGAGAAAACGCAGACAACAAAGAAGGCGUGUCUGUGACUGUGACGAACGUCCUGCUGUACAACCGCCCGUGGGAUGAAGCGGAGAUUACUGCGCUUAACCCGAAUAAAGCCCCUACUCCAUCUCAGGUGAAUGAGCCUUCUCAGGGAACCGCGAUUCGAUCUUCUCCUGGUGGUCAAGGAAAGGAGGAACAGAGACAGUCGUUGGGGAGCAAUGGUGUGAACGGUGCAUCCGCACCAACAGUGUCCAGUGCCAAGACUUCCUCAGGAGGAGAGGGGCCUGCAAUCCCGUUGGCGUCAGAAGAAUCUUUCGAUGGAAGCAAAAAUGUGGGUGUCGGUUCUUUUUCUGAUGGCGACCCAACGGUGGAGACGGCGGAAGGAACUGAUGCGCAGAAGGAGGAGAUCCAUGCACAGGUCGGGGAAAUGAAUGCUGCGGCACUCAGCAGCAGUCUCGGAAAUUUGUCGCAGGUGAAUAACAGCGAUGCCGGCACUGUGUGUGGGAGCGGACUGCUGCCGCUUCUCCUUCCGUUGGGGCUGUGGGUGUUCGCGGCUCUGUGA
Messenger RNA from Trypanosoma cruzi, 2613 nucleotides. Its product is annotated as trans-sialidase, putative. Gene Ontology annotation, molecular function: exo-alpha-sialidase activity. The record is from RefSeq and is a predicted model, not a curated record. NCBI's taxonomy places the organism in Eukaryota, Euglenozoa, Kinetoplastea, Trypanosomatida, Trypanosomatidae. The transcript has a single exon. The coding region runs from base 1 to 2613 and encodes 870 amino acids.